GUUGGUUCACAAGAGAUCAACUGGAGGAAGGAAGCAAGUCCUGUGGACAUGUGGACGCAAGCAGACUACAAGCAGGUAUAAUGGUGCAUUAGCCUCGUUGUAAGUGGGACACCAGUCUCGCAAAAGACUUAGCGUGUGAUUCUACACCUUGGGACAUCUGAUUGGCUCGAAAAAAGCGAUGGUACAAAUAGAAGGAGGUGAGAGGAGCAGUCCGUGACGACUUGCAGGAGGGAGGACACUUCUUUUGACAAAGUCUAAGGAUGUCCAGCAACAUGGUACUCCUCUGCAUUGUGUCCCUGCUGGGCAUGGUCCUCAGCCAGGACAUGCCCUACGACGAAUUAAUGGCCCAAAUCCAAGCUUGCCCUCAACAGUGCCACUGCCCUCCCAACUUCCCUCGCGCCGUUUACUGCGACAACAAAGGCUUGAAGAGCAUUCCCCAAAUCCCUCCCUUCACUUGGUACCUCUACCUGCAGAACAAUCAAAUCCAGGUCCUCUCUGCAGACGCGCUUCGCAACGCCACCCAGCUGCGUUGGAUCAACUUGAGUCGCAACAAAAUCACAAGCGAGGGAGUGGAAAAGGGUACCCUUGAUGCAAUGCCGCGCCUGGAGCACCUCUACAUGGAUGACAACCUUUUGUCCUGGGUGCCGUUUCCUCUUCCAGCCAGUCUGGAGCGUCUAAGCCUCUGCCGCAAUCGGAUCUCCAAGAUCCCUGACGGAGUCUUCUUGGGUUUGGAUAAGCUGACCCUCUUAGACCUCCAGGGGAACAAGCUGAUGGAUGAUGCCGUGACUGAGGUGAGCUUGAAGGGUCUUAGCAACCUGGUCCAGAUUAACCUCGCCAAGAACCAGCUCAGCAGCAUGCCUCUGGGCCUGCCACCCACCACCACUCAACUUUUUCUGGAUGGCAACAACAUCGACAAGAUCCCUGUUAAUUACUUCAAAGGUUUGCCCAAAGUGGCGUUCCUCAGGCUCAACCACAACAAACUUGGCAGCAGCGGCAUUCCUCAGAAUGCCUUCAACAUUUCCAGCAUUUUGGACCUGCAGUUGUCCCACAAUCUACUGACGGAGGUCCCCCUAAUCCCCCCGGGCCUUGAGCAUCUUUACCUGGACCACAACAACAUCAAGAGUGUUAGCGGCUCCAACAUUUGCCCUGUUGACGUGGAAACAAUGACCGCAAAUGACAGCACCCCACGACUGCGCUAUCUGCGACUGGACGGCAACAAUAUCGAACCCCCCAUUCCCAGGGAUGUCAUUCUGUGCUUCCGUCUCCUGAGGUCCAUUGUAAUCUAGAUUAACAUUGUGUAGACACAUACUAUUUUCUGCCACUAAUUCAGGUUAAUGGACCACUAGUUGUGCCUUAUAUACAUGUCACACGAGUGUGUACAUCCCUCACAUUUCAUUGUAUCUUCUCAAGGGACAUUACAAUAGAAAAGAAUCUAGAAAUUGUUUUGCAGUCUAGAUUUACUAUCCACUGAACACACAGCUAGAUUGUCUUCCUUCCUUUAGAGGAUGCCCCACAGGUUCUCAAUUGGGUUGGGGUCCAAGGCCAAGGUCCUCAGCAAGGCAUUUGAUCGUCUUGAAAGUGUGUUUGGGCUCUUUAUUAUGUUGGAAAACUGCCUGACAAUGACACAGUAUACAUUGGAAUUAAUGUUUCCCCUCGUGCAGCACAUGUGCAGCCCCAGACCUGAUGUUGCCUGACUGCAGGCAAGACACAAUUAUCUCGCUACACUUGUGCUGCCAGAUAGUUAGACAAUACUGCCUGGCUGGUGUGUUCACUGAGAAUUCAUGUUUUUCUCAAUGAACCGUAGCUCUUGCAGUGCCGACAGCACUCAUGCAGCCCCAGCCCAUGUUGCUACCCCCAGCACCAUGCUUGACUUUAGCAAAUUAUCUUGCUAUUCACUUGUGUUGCCAGAUAUUUAGACAGUAGUGGCUGUGUGCUGACUCAGUGGAUAUUAAGUUUAUAUUGCUAUACAAGCUGUACACUGGCUAAUCUGAAGUACUGUAUAUUGAUUUUUUUUUGCAUUGUCCCUUGAAAAGAUAUACUUCUGUGAGAUAUUGUAUAAACAUAAUUUAGAUAACAAAGAUGAUGAAGGCUUGUUUUCUAUUGUUCAAAAAGGAGUCCAGUACGUUUGCUACAGUAAAUGCGUUAGUAAUUUAUUUUAUAUUCAUUGAGUUUCCUGUUAACGUCUAUGGCCAAAAUGUCAAGAUGGCGUCUUCAGUUUUAAUAAAAGUACUGAAAAUACCGA
Dunckerocampus dactyliophorus (ringed pipefish) is the source of this 2242-nucleotide messenger RNA. It is a transcript of the gene kera, whose product is annotated as keratocan. The transcript is spliced from 3 exons. Bases 261 to 1286 code for a protein of 341 amino acids. The record is from RefSeq and is a predicted model, not a curated record. NCBI's taxonomy places the organism in Eukaryota, Metazoa, Chordata, Actinopteri, Syngnathiformes, Syngnathidae. Gene Ontology annotation, molecular function: protein binding.